AAUGUUUUCCUAUGUGUCCAUGUACACAUAGUCGUUUACAGGCGUUUACAGGCAGUUGAGUUAUACAGUCGUUUUUUUGAAUGCACCAAACUUGUGUUCAGGAGUAGAUUUUAUCAGUGUUUCAAACGCCAAAAGCAUGUAAACGUGGCUAAAUGCGGCUAACAGCGUUUAUAAGCGUUUGCAAUUUUUUUUAACUCUUCCAUUUCCAGAUGCUGUCCAGAGCCUUUUUUCAUCAUGAAAAAUGCAUUCAAAGCGUUUUCCCGGUACUCAAAGGGACCUGGCACAUCAUACUUUGAGGUUUUGAAUGAGAGAAAAUAUGUUAGACA
Molecule: messenger RNA, 326 nt
Organism: Staurois parvus
Lineage: Eukaryota; Metazoa; Chordata; Amphibia; Anura; Ranidae
Source: the annotation of a GenBank genome assembly